Serendipita indica DSM 11827 is the source of this 4611-nucleotide messenger RNA. The record is from the annotation of a GenBank genome assembly. NCBI's taxonomy places the organism in Eukaryota, Fungi, Basidiomycota, Agaricomycetes, Sebacinales, Serendipitaceae.
AUGGAGAAUAUAACCACACGACAGGAGAACAGAGGAGCAGAAAAGGAUGUCCAUGAUAUACGAGAUUCGCUGAACGGUGGCCGAAAUACCACCCAGAAGCCUUCGACAGCGAUUGGCGAGCCAUCUACAGGGGUCGACGUCGGAUAUACGAGUCAUAAUAUCAAUGAGAACAAGCUUCUAAACCCCAUCGAAACACCCGAAACAAUCACUGAUUGGCUUGAGCAUCGCUUUACGCCGGUUCGCGAUGUACGAUCAGAAGGAAAACCAGUUCUUGCACCUCUAGAAUCCGCAUAUGCGUUGUCAAUUAGUGCUCUUCAAGCUUUAAGAGAUGUCCACAAUAAGGACGCCAGUUGGAGUGAUAUAAUCUCCAACCUUGAUACUCAUACAACGCAGAUGCACAAUGAUUCAGAGAGAUUGGCUCAGAACCGAAGCAGAAGUUUCGGUGACCAUGAGCUUUUGCAAGCUAUACAGGAGUAUAUGCAAAUUGUUAAAACGAUCAUGACCGAAGCAGAAAGCUGUAUCCGAACGGCUAGAGAACGUACUGGGCUCCACAUCGCACGAUUUGGAAGCACACAAAUCGACAAGGAGCAGAUACCGCAUCUCUUAAGAAUGGAGGAUACAGCAUAUCAGCGAUAUAGGGUCGCCAUCGACAACGCUCUCUCUAGUCAGAUUGCAACCUUCGAUGCAUUCUUCGACCAACUGCGUGGCGAGGUACAGGAUACAGUGACUCAAAACUUGCGAGACGAGUAUAGAGGCCCUGGGUUCGCCAUGAGCCUUGCAUAUGGAACUGAGCUGGAGUUAUGUGAACCGGGUACGCGUGUCGACAUUCUAGCCAGGAUUUCCGAGUGGAGCGACGACGUGGAUUGUUCGCAGCAGGUCUUCUGGCUCAAUGACGCGGCAGGUACGGGUAAGUCGACGAUAGCUGCAACGAUGGCCAGAUACUGGCAAGGCCAGAGUCGACUUGGAGGACGAUUCUUUUUCAGUCCUAAUGUAGCGCGCAAUCAAGAGAUUCGUCAUUUCUGCCGAACAGUGGCGGCGGACAUCCAACUCAACCAUCCACAGCUUGCCUCGACUAGUGAAUCUGUUCUCAACCUCGACCCUGAAGCCUCAAUGGAGUUUUCCGUCCAGUUCAUCCAACUCAUCUUGGACCCACUUCGGAGGUUGAAACAUGUGGCAGGGUUGUUCCUUGUCAUCGACGCGCUGGACAACUGCGAGCCCAAGUCUAGACAACGACUCCUCAACGUGAUACUUAAGGAACUCCCGAAAGCUCCACACGUUAAGGUUCUUCUGACCAGUCGGCCACUCACUGAUAUCAGGGAUCGACUCCAAUUGCCAGAUUUUGUCCACGAUGCGCACCUACUCGACAUUAAUAACCCAUCCCACGAUGAUAUUGCACUCUACGUACAUGCAAAACUGAACCGACAGCUUAACAUCCAGGAGCGAGAGAGGAUCAUCCAAUACUCCGGCGGUCUAUUCAUCUGGGCCGCGACGUUCUGCAGAGCGUUUAGACGCAGCGAUCUCGCCGUGCGGCUCUUAGAGAACUUUUCUCAUUCGCAAGUUGCGGAUCCGCUCGACGCGCUAUAUCUUGAGGUUCUCCACCAGGCGCUCGUAGACAAGAGGGCUGAAGAUGACUUUCAAAAGGUAUUACAAGUGGUCGUUUCUGUCUUUCAACCCAUCUCCAUCAAUACCAUCUCGGCUUUAUUUCCCAAGGUGGACACGGUCAACGACUUUGUUCAGGAUCUCGCCGCCGUGUUCAAGGAUGGCCAUCCAGAUCGCCCAAUUAAAGUGCUUCAUCCGACUUUUCGGGAGUUCAUUGCGUCAAAUGAACUUCGAGCAAAUGGGUUCCUCGUUCAGAUGGAACCGUCGCAUUCCAUGCUGGCCAUUGCCUGCCUAGACAUGCUCAGUGAAACACUCAGAUACGAUAUCCUGGAACUUAACUCGGGCUUUGGCAUACUUCCGAGAAACGACGAAGUGGCAGACCUAGACGACCGAAUCGCAAGGAAGACGUCGCCCGCAUUUCGAUAUGCGACUUCCUACUGGGCAUACCACGUCUCUGCCUCUGAUGAGGCGUGGUACGACUGGCAGAGAGUGACACUCUUCCUCCGCGAACACUAUUUACACUGGAUGGAGUUUAUGGGAUGGCAAGGGACUCUUUCUCAUGGAAUCCGUGGCCUGGCACACCUUGGAAGCAGAGUCAAGAGAGAGAUCUCGAGAGGAGCUUUAAUCAGCCUGGACGAUAUACUGACAGUACUACAUGCGUCUCAUUUCUUACUGAGAUUCCAAGAUAUGAUUCAAGCAGCUGCGUUGCAUGUCUAUACAAUACCGCCUGGACUCAUUCCAUCCAGUUCACCUCUCGCAAAGUCGAUUAGAACCAAGAAUCGCUCGCCUACCGUCGGAAUGAUUGGUGCAGAACGUCUUGAAUGGACAAUAGAUGCAAAACCACUGGCCCUACCAAUCGAAAUAACGCAUAUUUUAUUCUCUCCAGACGCGAGUCGUGUAGUCACCAGCGGUGAUCACGGUUAUCUGCGUUUAUGGGAUGCGGAAACAGGUGUACUCAUCCCCACAGCUUUUACCGCAGUGAAUAGAUCUCGUGGCCUCGUGCUGGCGGUGGAGUUCUCCCUAGAUGGACAAUACUUGGCAAUUGCCACCGACAGCAUGGAGGUCCAUCUUCUGGAGGUCUCAAGCGGGGAUACUAUUUGGAGAAACAAGACACGUCUCGGCGACAUACAACUACGAAUCGCGGCUAUCUGUUUUCUUCCAGACGAGCCAUACCUUGCUGUGGUGUUGCACUGUGAAAGGUUUGAUAGAUUUUUUAAAAGCUACGUGAUAUUUUAUCACGUUGCAUCCGGGGAGAGGUCUACCAAAGCUGUAGGACUGUCGGGAUUUGUGGACCGCUUCAGGGUAUGUCCAAACGGCACUCGUGCAGUGUACACAGUCAGGCGUAACCGCGUCCUCGAUUAUGUAUACCUAGUCGACCUCGUUUCCUACGACGGUUUCGAUGACUCCGACGAUUAUGGCGGAUGUAUCAAGGUAGCGGACUUUCAACUUGAACCAACGCUGGAACGUGUGAUCGAUAUCUCUGUUGACGGUACCAGAUCUGUCAUAUAUGACCCAAAUGGUAGGACCCCUCUCAUACUUCUUGACUGCAAUACAGGCAAGGCUAUCAUAAUGGUAGAUCCUGACGAACCACCUUCACCCUGUGUUGUAUUCGUCCCGCAAGGAAACCUGAUGGCCACUGUUUCGCCACAAGGCUUUGGUAUACUCCUACGGGAUAAACAAAAUGGACGCGUCAUCAAACGAAUUUGCACGUCUACCAGGUUUGAAAAGAUCUGGAUCUCGCCUGACUCUCAACGCCUCGCAAGUCAUUCAAUUGAUAAACGGAUCAAGGUUUGGAAUGUCGGCACGGGUACCGAGCUGCCUAGCUUCUUUACUGGUUACACAAAUGCACAGACCAUAGAUAUUUCGCCUAACUGGUGCCGAAUUGUGUGUUCAACGGAUCUGGAAGCCUCAAUUUACGACCUGACACCGACGAUCACCGGUCUGAAGACUCGUCCAUUGAAAUAUGCCAGGAGUGGAGAAUAUGUAGCAAAGAUGUCUAUGCUCAUUUUGCGUACCCACAACCCUGGUGGCCUUACUGUGCUGAGUGCUUGGUCAACAUUGACUGGGACGCUGCAGCUUAUUGCCACCUUCGGCGAAUUUUCCGACCAAAGCCUCAUUACCUGUGUCACACCCGAUUCUCAGGAGAUCCUAUGCUGGUCCACACAAGAAGAUAUAUCUAUAUGCAGCCUUGUCACCUACCGUCGAGAACCGCUAUCUCUUCAGAAUGUGAGGGGUACCCCUCACGCUGAAAAAGGUACAAUACAGUUCUCUUUAGAUGGUUCCUUUUUUGCUCUCUUGGUUGUGGACACCCACGUGGACCUCAUUCAAAUAUGGGAAUACAAGACGGGUAACCAUAUCCUUGAUACGCGUCAUAGCAAAGACACUGUGAACUCUUACACAAUCAGUGAUACCCAUCUGGCCGUGUUCAUCUCGGUCAAGAUGAACCGCUAUGCACCAUCUGUUGCUGGAGAGAUAAAGAUUUACAGGAUAUCGGAUGGAAAGAGAACGGCCUUCCAGAGCGGACUUGAUGCCAAUAUCAUGGUUUUUUCUCAUCGAUCAGACCUGAUAGCCAUAGCCGAUCGAAAUUCGUUAUACGGAUCUGCGAUCCUUCAGGUCUGGAGUCUCGAAACAUCUCCAGCAAAGCUCAUAGGGGAGGCAAAGAGUUAUGGAGGAAGCGAGCAUCCUCUAGGUUUCUCGAGCGAUAGCAAACUCGUCGUUUAUGGAUCACAGGUCUGGGAGCUGACCCCUAAUGGACUUCAGAGUUUCCAGAGUCUAACCACGCCAAAGUCUCUUCUCCACUAUCCACACUCCUUCCUUUCCUACACAAAUGGUUGGAUUCACACAGCAUUCCCUGCGGGUCCAAUUGUGCCAAUUCCAACUGACCUUCAUUCACUGUUCACCCGAGGGGGAAAGCGGCUCCAAAAGUGGGCUGCAAAUGGGAGUACCAUCCUCGUUUGGACCACAAAGCGCGAGCCGAUCAUAUUCGACUUCUCCGAGUUUAUGUCACGGUAA